CACAGGGCCAGAUUUCACGUCCGCCGACGUGGUUACGGCGUCACAUGAUCACAUCUGGCUCCUCCGGGCCCAGGCGCCAGUGACGCCGUGCCCGCCUCUAAAUAGCGCCUCUCUCCCGGGCUGCCGGCGGAACCGAGGCGGUCAGGCUCCCUCCUCCUUCCUCCUCCCUGCAAAUCCUGCAGGCACCACCGCUCGUUUUCCUGUCCGGGGGACAGGAGAGAAGGGGAGAGACCGAGAGAGGGUGAGGCGCGGCGUCCGCCCGAUCUGCUCCGCCCCCCGAAGCAGCCUGUCACGUCGUCCUCACUCUCAGCAACCAGCGAAAAUGGGUGCCGGAGGCAGGAUGACCGAGAAGGAGCGGGAGAAGCAUGAGCAGGAGCAGGUCGCCCGUGCUACCGGCGGUGGCGCGGCAGUGCAGCGGUCGCCGGUGGAGAAGCCGCCGUUCACGUUGGGGCAGAUCAAGAAGGCGAUCCCGCCGCACUGCUUCGAGCGCUCCGUGCUGAGGUCCUUCUCGUACGUGGCCCACGACCUGUCGCUCGCCGCGGCGCUCCUCUACCUCGCGGUGGCCGUGAUACCGGCGCUACCCUGCCCGCUCCGCUACGCGGCCUGGCCGCUGUACUGGGUGGCCCAGGGGUGCGUGUGCACGGGCGUGUGGGUGAUCGCGCACGAGUGCGGCCACCACGCCUUCUCCGACCACGCGCUCCUGGACGACGCCGUCGGCCUGGCGCUGCACUCGGCGCUGCUGGUGCCCUACUUCUCGUGGAAGUACAGCCACCGGCGCCACCACUCCAACACGGGGUCCCUGGAGCGCGACGAGGUGUUCGUGCCGAGGACCAAGGAGGCGCUGCCGUGGUACGCCCCGUACGUGCACGGCAGCCCCGCGGGCCGGCUGGCGCACGUCGCCGUGCAGCUCACCCUGGGCUGGCCGCUGUACCUGGCCACCAACGCGUCGGGGCGCCCGUACCCGCGCUUCGCCUGCCACUUCGACCCCUACGGCCCGAUCUACGGCGACCGGGAGCGCGCCCAGAUCUUCGUCUCGGACGCCGGCGUCGCGGCCGUGGCGUUCGGGCUGUACAAGCUGGCGGCGGCGUUCGGGCUCUGGUGGGUGGUGCGCGUGUACGCCGUGCCGCUGCUGAUCGUCAACGCGUGGCUGGUGCUCAUCACGUACCUGCAGCACACCCACCCGGCGCUGCCCCACUACGACUCGGGCGAGUGGGACUGGCUGCGCGGCGCGCUCGCCACCGUCGACCGAGACUACGGCGUCCUCAACCGCGUGUUCCACCACAUCACGGACACGCACGUCGCGCACCACCUCUUCUCCACCAUGCCGCACUACCACGCCGUGGAGGCCACCAGGGCGAUCAGGCCCGUCCUCGGCGAGUACUACCAGUUCGACCCGACCCCUGUCGCCAAGGCCACCUGGCGCGAGGCCAGGGAGUGCAUCUACGUCGAGCCUGAGAACCGCAACCGCAAGGGCGUCUUCUGGUACAACAGCAAGUUCUAGCCGCCGCUUGCUUUUUCCCUAGGAAUGGGAGGAGAAAUCAGGAUGAGAAGAUGGUAAUGUCUGCAUCUACCUGUCUAAUGGUUAGUCACCAGUCUUUAGACAGGAAGAGAGCAUUUGGGCUUCAGAAAAGGAGGCUUACUGCACUACUGCAGUGCCAUCGCUAGAUUUAAGGCAAAUUCAGUGUGUCUGUGCCCAUGGCUGUGAGCUUUGGGUACUCUCAAGUAGUCAAGUUCUCUUGUUUUUGUUUUUAGUCGUCGCUGUUGUAGGCUUGCCGGCGGCGGUCGUUGCGUGGCCGCGCCUUGUCGUGUGCGUCUUGCCAUCUCUUCGUGCUCCCUUCGUGUUGUUGUAAAACACUAGUCUGGUGUCUUUGGCGGAAUAACAGAUCGUCGAACGACAACGUUUUCGUGC
Molecule: messenger RNA, 1909 nt
Organism: Zea mays
Lineage: Eukaryota; Viridiplantae; Streptophyta; Magnoliopsida; Poales; Poaceae
Product: omega-6 fatty acid desaturase, endoplasmic reticulum isozyme 2
Exons: 2
Coding region: 323-1501 (392 amino acids)
Biological process (GO): lipid metabolic process
Molecular function (GO): oxidoreductase activity, acting on paired donors, with oxidation of a pair of donors resulting in the reduction of molecular oxygen to two molecules of water
Source: RefSeq, marked validated